Molecule: messenger RNA, 756 nt
Organism: Mycotypha africana
Lineage: Eukaryota; Fungi; Mucoromycota; Mucoromycetes; Mucorales; Mycotyphaceae
Product: CTLH/CRA C-terminal to lish motif domain-containing protein
Exons: 4
Coding region: 1-756 (251 amino acids)
Molecular function (GO): protein binding
Source: RefSeq, a predicted model, not a curated record
AUGACGGAAUAUAACGACGAUUGUCAAGCGAUUAUUACGGAAUACUUACUCCAUUAUUGCUAUAAAGAUACCGCCAAAGCUAUGCUCAAAGACGUAUGCAGCUUAAACGGAUAUACCAAGUCAAUGGAGGUAGAAGAUAACAUUGAUGAAGUAGGAUCAAGAGCAGAAACUACCAUUCCCACUGUGGACUGGAAGGACAUUGACGCGCGAAGAGAAAUAUUGACAGCCAUAAAGGAAGGGCAAAUUGAUAAAGCGUUUAUACUAAUCGAAAAGCAAUUCCCAAAGUUAAUCAGAAUAUAUACCACUAUCAACCGCAACGAAAAGCUAACGGAAGAAACACCCCUAUCAACACUACCAAAGUUGCAUUACACUUUAUAUAAACUUCGCUGUCAACAAUUCAUUGAGUUGUUACGGACAACAGAUGUAUUAGAAGCUAUACAAUUUGCUCAGUGUUAUCUUCGACCCUGCAGUAGAAUCUAUGCAGAUUUGACAAAUAGCGUCACGCCUCUAAUAGCUUAUGAAGAUUUGGAAAGUAACGAGCAUACACAGGAACUGCUUAGCCAACAGCGCCGAGAUGACUUAGCAGAUGAAGUGAAUGAGAUGUUGUUGGAGUCACAACAACUUCCAUCACAAACAGCACUGGAAAAAUUGUGGCGACAAAAAAGUGUUAUUCAGGUUGAGUUGGAUUCACAAACAAGGAUAGAGUGUCUAAAAAAUGUGAAAGAGCAGGGAAACAGCGACAAAAUGCCAAUGUAG